AACUGAUCCCGACGCCGUGACGCAAUCAAUGAGCGCCGCCAGUUUGGAUUGUUGUUUCUUCAAAUCGUGGUCAGAUGAAACUCAAGUUUGUUAUUUCAUAGACAAGGAGACCAUGGUGGUGUCCAGCUACCACUGAGGAAUACUCCCAAGUUCUCAUCUGCUGCCAUCAGUAACCUCUAUGGUGGGAAAGGCUUGAGACAACUACUUUUCUACACAAGAAAGGUGGUUUAGAGAAAAGCACGUGGAAAGAGGAAGUGACAGGAUUAGGAAAGAACAAACCGCAGUACUUCAAAUUCAGUGGACCAAACGGGAGGAGGGGACAGGAGUGUGAAGAGAGGUGUUGGGGAUGGGGCUGAAGAGCCAAAGGAGGACGUCAUGGUUCACAGCGACUCUGCUUCCCCAAUGAAAACAACACUAUCAGUAUCACCCCAUUUAACUGCUUCUGCUACAGCACCUCCUCUUGUGCCUCCCCCUUUAGAUACUACUGGUCAGGAUCUAACCCAGACCACAGCGAAACUCCACGCUUCAGACAUUACCUCCAACUCAGACUUGAGCCAGCCCUCUACACAGACUCUUGCUGAUGCCGAGCCCCCUGUUUUAACCCCAGUAAAAGCACUAACAGCUAACUCAACCCCCGCAUCAGGCUGGUCCUCUUCACAGACAACAACCCCUGCACAGGGCACAGCCAAUGGCCGUACAUCAGGCAGAAGGAGGACUCCUAAGGCUUGUGACUGCUGCGGCCCCAACAGUACAGGACACAAUGUCAGAACCCCGGGCAGAGGGAGGGGAAGGGGGAGAGGGAGGGGCUCUGGUAGGGACCUCUUGGACACCCCUAAAAGGAAAAUUGGGGGCCAGCUGACGCGUAUCAAGAGCUUUGACUUGACCAAGGAGAAAGUAGAGGAGGAAGAGGGUGAAAAUGACAGAUAUGAGAAGGUGCAAAUGUCUGUAGUAGUGGCUGAUGCUCAGUCACAACCCCCUGUUGCUCUGCCUGUCAAUGUCUCCCUGCUGGAUGGACCAAUAAGGAACUGUGUUGCUCCAGAGAAAGGGGACGUGCAGAAAAAGGAGGAUAUGUUGAUAGAGGAGUCAGGGGUUGCUGGCACAGGAGUGAGAGGAAGAGGGUCAGCAGUUAGAGGUAGAGGAGGGAGGGGUAAGAUGGGAGCUACAUUUGCAUCGAAAAUGAAAGCAGAAGUUGGAGUGAAGAGGGGAGUUGAAGGUGGUGUUAUCGGUUCUAGGACAGAUGCCUUAACUCGAUCAGUGUUAGUGCAGGGGCACGAGGAAAACAAAGAUUCAGAGAUGGAGCACGAAGAGCAGGCACACUCCAUCUCGGUUAAAUCUCCAUUUGGAAACGGAGAUACGAUAAACCUGUCUGAAACAGAACCUGAAGGGGAGGACAGCAUGAACGUGACUAAACCAGAAAAUGGAAUACUCUCCAUCUCAGGGCAGUCAGGUUCUGCUUCAAGCCCAGGAACACCCCAGGACCUCGACUCUGAGAUGCAGGUGGACCAGACUCCUGACAGAACAGACCCAGCGUCCUUACCAGUAACACUUUCCAACGGAAACGCCACCACACCAACAGACCAUGACCACAGAUCCACACCUACAGAGAUGGAAACGGUCUCUUCUCCGAACCAGGGUCCUAUUUCAGUGUGCAGCAUGCAGCACAGGUGGGCAUUAAGAGAUCACAGGCUGUACUGUCAGCCAGGAACCUGGGAGAAACAGGAGGCAGAAGAAGCGUCAGGUACAGAUCAGUCAAAGGAAACACACGGACGAGACAUGGAUGGAAAGACACUGAAUAAUGAAAGUCUGGAGCAGCUUACUGAUAUGGUCCACGAAUUUCUGGAGAGCUUCUAUAUAAAAUACGGUAGUUUCAUUCCUCUGAGUGAGACAGAUGUCCUGGAGUACCUGAAGAAGAAAGGCAACUGUGACCUCAGCAACAAGGGACUAAACAUCAAAGGGGAAAUGACUCGGUACAGGGCAGGGCUGGCCUCUGCUCCUAUUUCGGGCUUCAUGGUGAUGUAUAACAAACACACCCUGAGCCUGGAGGACCUUAGCACACUGGAGGACCAGAACUGGCUUAAUGACCAGAUUAUCAACAUGUAUGGAGAACUGAUUAUGGAGGCAACACAGCACAAAGUUCAUUUUUUUAACAGCUUUUUCCACAAGCAGCUGGUUGCCAAGGGUUAUGAAGGUGUGAAGAGAUGGACUAAAAAAGUCGAUCUGUUCUCCAAGUGGCUGUUGCUAAUUCCCAUCCAUUUAGAAAUCCACUGGUCUCUCGUCACAGUCACCAUGGCAACAAAAACCAUCAAUUACUACGACAGCCAAGGCAUCGUCUUCAGACACACAACAGAUAACAUUAUGAAGUACCUUCAGUCUGAAGCUCGAGAGAAGAAACAAACAGCUUUCCAGAAAGGCUGGAAGAUCACCAUCAUCAAGGGUAUUCCUCAGCAGAAAAAUGACAGCGACUGUGGAGUUUUUGUCCUCGAGUACUGCCGUCGUCUCUCGGUGAAGCAGCCUCUGCAGUUCAGUCAGGAGGACAUGCCUCGCAUCCGCAAGAGACUCUACAAGGAGCUGUGUGACUGUCGCCUCAACGAUUGAAUGACUGAAUAACAGCCGCCUUCACUCACUGACUGAGUUCUGAUCUGGUUACAUAAGACGGUCUGUCUAAGCCUGUCAGAUGACCUGUUUUAUCGACAGCCAUUUUCAUUAGCUAACUCACAACCUGACUGUUUUCCAGGGAGCUGCAACUGCCUGUGUGACUGACAGCAGUGGCUGGUCACUUUUGACUUUUUGUGACUGAGUUCAAUAACAGUCUACUUUAGCAGAUUUUUACUUGCAAACUUGGAAAGAACUACUGACAUGGCCCCCUACUGACCCCCUCCCAAAAUGCUGGACCCAUACAUUUCAGGUUGCUUUUGCUUUCUACGUUUAGCACCCCCCAGUGGAUUUCCACCCAACAGCCAGUUUUAAGGACACAGGAACUCUUAUUCAGACUGAGGAUGCAGGCGUUGGACCAGCUUGGACCAAUGCAGUGGACUUUUCCUUCCAAAUGGAGUGGCCUUACAUCCCGGACGGCCAUUUUUAAACUAAAUGACAUUUUUAACUGUUUAUUUUAUGCUGGAUUUAGCAGCAGCAUCAUGCUUACAGUUACAUGCGUGUUUUCUAACAUGUUAUAAAGCUAGGAAGUGCGAUUCAGUGGACCAACUGUUCACUUAAAACUUGAAGGUUUGAGUUGGUUUUGUUCUCUUGGACUACAAAUAUUUGCACGGUUAGAGGCCUACCCAUUGAAGAGUUCAGAUUAUCAACUGAAUGUACUGAUCACGUAUUCUUCCUGGCUGCCUCGCAGGGUGGUGACUUAGCACCGUACAGGCUAAUGGCACAUUUUGGCUGUGGCUUGAAACAGGGAUAUAAUUUUGCAAGUUAGUUUUUGUUCAUUCUUUGAGUAUCAGGUUUUUGUUAACUUACUCCAAAUAAUUUCUUUCUCAAAUUCCAGUUUUUCCACCACAUUAUGCCCUGCAUUUUUUUUUUUGUUUGUUUUGCUGUGAUCACAUCCUUAUGGUAGGUUUUGCACAAGCAUUUUUCCAGUGUUUUCAGCUAUAAGCCAUUGUUGGAUAACAGUUUGUCUGACUCCAUCAAUUUGAGUUAAAAAUGUUUCUCAUGCUGGUUAGUAAAUUUCAUGUUUAGCUGUACAGCUAGCUGCUGAUGUGAGGACCACAGUUCUUGAUUUUAGCCAAACGGUUUCUUCAACCUUAUACUGUCAAGACGUACUACUUCAUAUAGAUGCAUUAACACAGAUGCAGAAAGACUUGGUUACAGUCUCUUGACAGUGAAACAAGUGGACCUCAGCUAUUUUGAUUAAAUAUUCUGUCCAACCUGGAUUUUGUUGUUAUAUUACCUUAUAUGUAUUUACAGACUGUAUUGUACUUUUACUGGCCAACUACUGUACAUGCUUGCUUUGGCUAAAAACCACAGUGGUUUCUGGACUGUUUUUAUUGUUAUUAAAAGGCCAAUACUGCUGGAAAA
Messenger RNA from Thunnus maccoyii (southern bluefin tuna), 4020 nucleotides. Its product is annotated as sentrin-specific protease 5-like. The record is from RefSeq and is a predicted model, not a curated record. NCBI's taxonomy places the organism in Eukaryota, Metazoa, Chordata, Actinopteri, Scombriformes, Scombridae. Gene Ontology annotation, cellular component: nucleus. Gene Ontology annotation, biological process: protein desumoylation. The coding region runs from base 376 to 2595 and encodes 739 amino acids. Gene Ontology annotation, molecular function: deSUMOylase activity. The transcript has 10 exons.